UACAUCUUGAUUCAUCGAAGAAAAGGAAGUUGGAGGAGAGUGAGUCUGUUUGGCAUCAUGUAGGAACUCAGUGUGAUUUUUCAAAUGAAGGCACGACUAGACGACGCCGAUUGCUUCCAACUGCUGUGCCGGAUACUGAUAUAAAUGGUUGUGCCACAUUAGACAAUAAAAAUGAGCCAGCAAAUUAUUUAUCCGAUGAUUGUGUCAUGUUGCCUAGCGAAAGUGUGCCACGUCAAGAAAAUUCGAGAGAUUUUGACACACUACACAAGACAAGUAUGCCAGAAUCAAAUUUAUCUGGAUUUAGAUCUGAAAAGCUUAAGAAUAAUGAGAUCUCAACCCAAGCUGAUACAGAUCCUUUAAAAGACAGAGAAGUAACAGGUGGCGGAGGAACAACCAUCAGAAGAAAAAUAACAGUCAACGGAGCAACAGCCAUUGGCGGAGCAACAACUGUUGGCGGAGGGACAACCGUCAACGGAGCAACAGCCAUUGGCGGAGAAACAACCGUCAGCAGAUUAACAACCGUCCACGGAGCAACAGCUAUCGGUAGAGAAACAACUACUGGGGGCGAAGGAACCGGUUUGGGAGGGAAAAUACUUGACGGAGGAAUUAAUAAUCAACGUUCCUUGCUACCAUCAUCAACCAAACUGGAUAAUUCAAAGAGUAAACAAACAAAGAGAAGAUGCGCCGUAAAAGGUUGCGUCAAACGAACAACUUUGACAGGUUGUAGAAGUGAAGAACAAUACUUAUUAUGGAAAAAAGCAAUCAACUAUUCGGGAAAGCGCAGUCAACACUCAUUCCAUAUUUGUCGCAAUCACUUUUCUAAGUCUCAGUUUUAUAGAGAUUUGCAAGAAGAACUACUAGGUUUGCCGAAACGAUUCCACCGAUUGCUUCCAACAGCUGUACCUGACAUAAAUCUAAAUGGUUGUGACACAUCAAACAAUACAAAUAUGCCUGACAAGUAUUUAUCUAAUGACUGUGCCACGUUGUUUGAUAUAAAUGAGUCAGACUCAAAAUUAUUCGGCUUUCAAACUGGAAAUAACAAAAUUAAUGAGGUCUCAACCCAGGUAGAAUCAGAACUGUUGUUAGACGAAAGAAUAACCGUUGGCGAAGGAACAACCAUUGUUGGUGGGACAACCGUUAGCGGAGGAAUUACACUUGUGGGAGGAACAACCGUCGGCGGAGGAAUGAGUAAUCAAUGUUUACUUAUCCCUUUAUCAUUAGCCACACUGGAUAAUUCAAAGGGUAAAGCAGGAAGUUCAGAGAUCCUAGAUCAUAAAAUCUUCUAUACAGUGGUGCCAAUGCCUCCCCAACUUUUACAGAAUCCCUGUACUCAGCGCCAACAUGUACCGUCUGAACUUUCAACGCUAAAAACACACAAACAAAGCGAAAAUAUCAGGAACAAUGCCUCAGAACCUUUAGAAGACAUAUCACAAGCAAAUAAUGAGUUCGAACCUUUGGUCAAAAUUGAAACUAGUUCUGAAAGAUUAAAUUUUGACGAGUUUGGACAUAUAACAGAGGAAAAAGCUACUCUCAACCCUUUAGAUAACCCUACCAAUAGUGAAGGGUUGGAACACAUGGAUGAUGAAGAAAUAGAAAAUGAUGUGAUUAAACCUUCUGUAAAAAUAGAAACAGUGGAUGUAGAUUUCAUCAUGGAAGAUUUAGAAGAUCCAUUGGCUGGAUACUAAACGGGAGAAAGGAUUUACAACAGUACCAUUUCUCUAAAAAAUUGACUAGUGGAUUAAACUGUUAACAAACUGUAUAAUUUUAAUGUGAUAAGUACAAACUAUUAUACAAUCUGAAUAUAAGAUGAAAUAUUUCCUUG
Eurytemora carolleeae is the source of this 1822-nucleotide messenger RNA. RefSeq lists its product as uncharacterized. The record is from RefSeq and is a predicted model, not a curated record. Lineage: Eukaryota; Metazoa; Arthropoda; Copepoda; Calanoida; Temoridae. The coding region runs from base 207 to 1685 and encodes 492 amino acids. The transcript is spliced from 8 exons.